AUGGCUGGGAAGAGACAAAGCGAGCCAUCCCCCCAACUGUACACGGCAACGAUAAGUGAUGCCAUAAAUAGGUACUCGUUUAUGGGGACUGGAGAGUACCAUAGCGGGAGUUUCGAACUGAACCGGAAUGUCCCAGAAGAUAAGGAAGCCGCCACUCACAGUGAUUGGACAAUUAUUCAGGAUGGUACAUCCGAUGAAGAAGGAGAGUUACAAACGUACAGCUCGAUAGUUCUUGGUGGGAUGAAUGAACCCAUAAGGAGGAGGGUCACGGAAAGGGAAUUUGCUCCCUGUAGGUGGAGGGGGAAUAUCAAAGACUCCCCAAAGGAAAGACCCAUGGAUGUCCUGCUAAACAAGCAGACUGAAAACGAAGGAGAGUGGACUAAAUAUAUUUUAAAAUUUCUUCUGACCGCGGAGGAGGCAAAUAAAUCAAAGGACAUACAAGACAUAGUGAACAGAAUUGAACAUGAGGAGAUAAAGGAGUUAGUGUUGUAUCACUCUAAGGUAGUUCUUUCCGAAAUUAGGAAGAUAUAUAAAGUGUUGGGGGGUCUAGUGAAUGGUGGUGUCUGGAAGAACGAGUGCACAGGUUAA
Messenger RNA from Plasmodium cynomolgi strain B, 588 nucleotides. RefSeq lists its product as hypothetical. Bases 1 to 588 code for a protein of 195 amino acids. The record is from RefSeq and is a predicted model, not a curated record. The transcript is spliced from 4 exons. NCBI's taxonomy places the organism in Eukaryota, Apicomplexa, Aconoidasida, Haemosporida, Plasmodiidae.